Molecule: messenger RNA, 1359 nt
Organism: Vidua chalybeata
Lineage: Eukaryota; Metazoa; Chordata; Aves; Passeriformes; Viduidae
Gene: COLQ
Product: collagen like tail subunit of asymmetric acetylcholinesterase
Exons: 17
Coding region: 1-1359 (452 amino acids)
Molecular function (GO): heparin binding
Source: RefSeq, a predicted model, not a curated record
AUGUUUGUCCUCAGCCCGCUUGUCUGGGGAUCUUACCUGCUGCUUUUCUUCUGCUUUGCUUUGUCUCAGACUGCGUACGCUGACAAUGUCUUCUCACUUUCAGCAGAUCUCCCUUGUUUGGAACAGAAGAAGCAGCACUGCAGAGCGUCCUGCCUCCUUGGCCCUCCUCCACCACCCCUGUUCCCACCACCGUACUUCAGGCACAGCUGGAGCACUAAGCUGGAUAUGGAAGAGUUGUGUCAUGAGCUCCAGAUAAUACAGGCUUCCUCUCUGCCUGAAUUGCACUGUUCUGCAGGGCUUCCUGGCCCCCAGGGCCCACAAGGAAUUCCUGGUAUAAUGGGACCAAAAGGGGAGAAAGGGGAGAUUGGCAGGCCUGGAAGAAAGGGCAGACCAGGUCCCCCGGGCGUCCCUGGGAUGCCGGGACCUGUAGGAUGGCCUGGACCUGUGGGACCGAAGGGUGAAAAGGGAGAGUUGGGUGUGAUGGGAUUGCCAGGUACAAGAGGACCAAUGGGCUCCAAGGGUUUUCCUGGAACUAGAGGAGAAAAGGGAUCCAGAGGUGACAGAGGUGACAAAGGAGUCAAAGGAGACCCGGGAGAAAUAGGCUUUCCUGGAAUGCUGGGACAAAAAGGAGAGAUGGGCCCCAAGGGACAGUCUGGAGUACCAGGACACAGAGGACCUAUAGGAAGACCUGGAAAACGAGGCAAACAAGGACUCAAGGGAGACAUUGGACCGGCAGGUGUCAUGGGCCCACCUGGCAGGCCUGGCCCUGUUGGCCAGCCGGGCCCCCCUGGACCGUCAGGACUAGGGCAAUUCGCAAUAGGACCAAAAGGAGAAAGAGGACUUCCAGGGCCUCCAGGGAGAUGUCUCUGCAGAACCCCACAGCAUAUGAGUAACCCAUCAUAUGAGCAAUCUGUGUUUGGACACAGCUACCCAAAAGUUCCCGCGAUUUUUGUGGUGAAUAAUCAAGAAGAAUUGGACCGGUUAAACACUGAAAACGCGUUAGCGUUUAGAAGAGAUCAAAGAUCUUUGUAUUUCAAGGAUACCUUUGGAUGGCUCCCAGUCCAGCUCACCCCUUUGUACCCUGUGGAUUACCGCUUCGAGGAUGGGGGUACCUGUGGAGAUGGCAUCGUGCAGGAUGGGGAGGAGUGCGACGAUGGCAAUGCAGUUGUGACUGAUGACUGUAUAAGGUGCCGCCGUGCUUACUGUGGAGAUGGCUACAAGCACGAGGGGGUUGAAGACUGCGAUGGGAUGGAUUUUGGAUAUUUGACAUGUAGAACAUACCUUCCUGGGUCUUAUGGAAAAUUGCGCUGCACUUCUUACUGCUACAUUGACUCUACACAGUGUCGAUACUUCACAUGA